Messenger RNA from Emiliania huxleyi CCMP1516, 916 nucleotides. RefSeq lists its product as hypothetical. NCBI's taxonomy places the organism in Eukaryota, Haptophyta, Isochrysidales, Noelaerhabdaceae. Gene Ontology annotation, biological process: regulation of DNA-templated transcription. Bases 1 to 813 code for a protein of 270 amino acids. The transcript is spliced from 7 exons. Gene Ontology annotation, molecular function: sequence-specific DNA binding; DNA-binding transcription factor activity. The record is from RefSeq and is a predicted model, not a curated record.
AUGGUUGCAACUGAAAAAACCUCAAAGCCCUGGCACUGCCGCCGUGGCGGCAAGUGGGCGCGCGAGAAGUUCGUGAUGGCGGUGCAGGGAGAGUUCCCGCGAGGGGCAGGCGUUCCCAAGGGGACGAUCCUGUGCCUCGGCAGGGUGCUCGAAGCGCACGAUGAGCAGGACGACGCGGAGGGUGGGCGCCGGGAUUGGGAGGAGGAUGACCUGCUCGGCUCCGAGUCCAACUUGUCGAGUGCGGUCGAAGCCUGCCCCCCUCACCCAGAGGCAAACGCCUUUGCGGCCCUCGUCGACCCCGCCGCAACGCGCGGCGACUCGCCCCCGCGAAAAAUGGUCGCGCCCUUCCUGAUAAAGCUCUUCGAGAUCGUCUCGUCGCCCGCGUCGGACAAUCUGGUGUGCUGGAGCGAGCACGGCGAGUCGUUCAAGAUUGACGUGCUCCCGCUCUACUUCAAGCACGACAACCUUCGCUCCUUCAUCAGACAGCUCAACAUCUACGGCUUUCAGCGCUGCCAAAACUCGUCCGGGCGGGACCGGACGAUGGAGUUCUUUCACCCGAUGUUUACGCGAAACGGGAUGCGCAACUUGAAGGACAUCAAGCGCGGCAACCAGAGCAAAAAGAACGACACGGUGGAGGACGGGGUCGACGAGGAGUUUGAGCACGACCUCAAGCAGCACACGCUGCAGGUGCAGCAGAAGCUCGCCUAUAUCCUCUCGGCCCUCGACGACACGCCCGGCGCCGUGCAGCAGCCACCCGCAGACAGCGAGCAGCGCGGCUCCUCUCCAGAGCUGUCUGCGGGCGCACUGCUGUGACUUGUCGUGUGCCCCCCUUGUGAAGACCUGCAUGUGUCGAGAGUAGAGUAGAGCUGGGGAUGUGUGUCUACGCAUUUAUUGUGUGAAAAUCCGUAGCAAGACC